UACCUUUCUCGGCCUUUUGGCUAAGAUCAAGUGUAGUAUCUGUUCUUAUCAGUUUAAUAUCUGAUAUGUGGGCCAUGUGCCCACAACGAUAUUAAAUUUAUUUUUUGUGGGGGUGGGCCCACCACAGUAGCUUGCUGCUGGGGUCCACACGCGUCGCCUGGGCGUUGCACUGCUGCCCUGGCCCGGCGCACCCCAACCAAGUCAAUUAAAAACCUUUGAAAUCUGUUAUGUUCAGUUUCAGUUGGGCGAAUAGUCGAAACAGCCAGCCGUAUUUACGAGGCGGCGACUUUCUGAAGCCCAAGAAAAGACGAGGUUGUUGGAACAAGUACAUCACUCUGAUUUCUCUAUGGAGCGAUAGCGAAGACACAUCCGUAAAAUAAUUACAAAAGGGAUGGAUCUGGGUUAAAACCUAGCCACCUUAUCCAUCUGGUACGCACUCCAUUCCUCUGCGACCGGGGAGAACAACACCCACUGAGAAAAGGAGGGAGGGAGCUAUGGCAGUGGAGGAAGAAGGUCGGAAAGGAAUCCCAUCUCUCCUCUCAUCUGAGGGGGAGAACAUCGCCUCCAACAUCACCCAGCUCAUAGGCUGGACUCCACUUAUAGAAAUGAAGAAAAUUGCUAAGAAAGACGGCGUGGAAGCUCGGUUGAUUGGAAAGAUGGAAGCAUACCAACCCCUUUGCUCGGUUAAGGACAGGGCAGCUCUCCGGAUGAUUGAAGAUGCAGAGGAGAAGGGAUUGAUUUCACCUGGUGUGACGACACUAAUCGAGCCAACAGGCGGCAAUCAAGGAAUUGGGAUGGUGUUCAUCGCUGUUCAGAAAGGCUACCGCUUUAUUGCUGUUAUGCCUGCAAAAUAUUCACUUGACAAACAGAUGCUACUGAGAUUUUUGGGUGCUGAACUGGUACUAACAGAUCCUGCAAAUGGGUUCAAAGGAAUGAUUGGCAAGGUGGAGGAGCUGAUGAAGACAACACCAAAUUCUCAUUGUCUUAAUCAAGUCACCAAUCCAGCAAACCCAGAUGCACACUUCAGAUGGACUGGACCCGAGAUAUGGAAGGACACAGCAGGCAAAGUGGAUAUGUUUGUGGCCGCUGUUGGCACAGGAGGCACACUGACAGGUGUAGGAAAGUACCUGAAGAUGAAAAAUCCAUCCAUAAAGAUAGUGUGCGUGGAACCUUCAGAAAGCGCUGUAAUUUCAGGAGGCUCACCAGGGUCACACAAAAUUCAGGGCACGGGGCCAGGCUUCAUACCGGAGGUUCUCGACACGUCGGUCAUCGACGAGGUCAUUACGGUGAGCACGGAGGAGGCCAUGGCGAUGGCGAGGAGGCUGGCGAGGGAGGAGGGCCUGCUGGUCGGCAUAUCCUCCGGUGCAAACGUAGCUGCUUGUGUCAAGGCACAAUGUACAACCAUAUCGAAUUGGCCUGCACGUACGGAGGCGAACACCAGCAAUAUUCAGUCAUGAUGCCUGAAGUGAACUUUCAAAAAUCCAAAUGCAACAUUACAACACAAAAUUGUCAGUCUGCAUGUUGUUAAUAGGAUGGUUACCUUAUCGCCAAUUGGCUUCCCAUUUCUGAAGGCUGACAAUGUACACAAUAUGCACACAUGAGUAUGGAGAUUAAAAACAUUCAAGAUACAGGAGGGUAGGAACUGAACUUACGGAGGCUGACGGAUCCGCUGUCUGCCAAGGUAUCAUUCAGCAAGUAUUUGAUGACAGUGGAAUGGUCUUCCUUUGUGUAGAAUGUGGUGUAGUGAUUGAUCCCCACAAAGUCUAGCGACCCCUUCACCAAAUCGGCCUCUUUCGUCAUGAACCUCGGCAGCCUUUCUCUAACCCUCGAUCUCAUCGUCGCCGGGUAAUCACCGAAGAAGAAGGGAUCGGCAAACCUUUUUGACAUAACAUCUGUUUAUCUCAGCAACUCCAGAAACUUAAAUUUGGAACUACUACUAUGCUAGCUUUGUUCAUUGUCACUGUAAUCAAUUCUACGAAAAUGCUAGACUAGCUAUGUUAUUGCCA
Molecule: messenger RNA, 2006 nt
Organism: Hordeum vulgare subsp. vulgare (domesticated barley)
Lineage: Eukaryota; Viridiplantae; Streptophyta; Magnoliopsida; Poales; Poaceae
Product: cysteine synthase-like
Exons: 8
Coding region: 495-1457 (320 amino acids)
Cellular component (GO): cytoplasm
Molecular function (GO): cysteine synthase activity
Source: RefSeq, a predicted model, not a curated record